Molecule: messenger RNA, 546 nt
Organism: Sparassis crispa
Lineage: Eukaryota; Fungi; Basidiomycota; Agaricomycetes; Polyporales; Sparassidaceae
Exons: 1
Coding region: 1-546 (181 amino acids)
Source: RefSeq, a predicted model, not a curated record
AUGCGUCUUCUUGGCCAGACACAGCAUGGUAUCUAUGCUGAAGAUCCUAUGGAUAACGUGCAUCCAGAUACUCUCAAGCAGUAUUAUGGUGUAAUGGGCAGUAUUCGUAACCGACCUGUUGGACAGACCGGUGCAGGUCACCCUGACGAUGAACCUAUGGAGGAGGAUAGUAGUGAUGAAGAAGCUGAUGAAACUGACCAUGCAAUUGAGGAACUAGAGAAUCAAAUUGAAGGCGACCAAGAACAACAUAUCCGACAUAAGCCUAUCAAGGUGGCCACUCACCAAGAUCCCUUUCCUAAUCCUAAUCAUAAGAAUCUCUUUCUAACCAUACUGCAGGAAGUUCGCAAUGCAGGCCUGAUUCCUGCCGGAUAUGGUGCACGUGCAGAAGAAUGGGAAGGUGGUCAGUAUCUGGAGGAGUCUAUUAAGUUCAGCAAAAAGAAAAAGGAACUCAUCGUCACCCUCCCAUCGGAAAUUUGGCUGCCAAGGGCAAUUCUCUGGGUGCAAGCUUUGGACAUUAUGAUGCGACUUGGAGUUGGUGAACACUGA